Messenger RNA from Auanema sp. JU1783, 306 nucleotides. NCBI's taxonomy places the organism in Eukaryota, Metazoa, Nematoda, Chromadorea, Rhabditida, Rhabditidae. The record is from the annotation of a GenBank genome assembly.
AUGCAACGGAAGCUAACUAUCGGUGUUAUUUGCCUGGGUGGUUUCAAGUUCUGUGGAUUGGGCAUUCCUGGGUUCUGCUUGGCGUGCUGUUUACUAUUAGGUGUUGGUAAUCCAAUUGUUUCCCGAAUCUGCUUUAUCAGUCUGAGCUUGUAUGCUUUCCUUGAAUCCUGCGCUGUGCUUAUGUCGAUUAAGGAAUACAGAGAGACAGUUUUCAAAUCAGUUGGAAUAGUCACUCCGUCUUCAUACCAUACUCCAAAGGUUUCAAUCGUAAUAAAGACAGUGGGGGAACGACCAGCGAAUCCUUAA